Messenger RNA from Leptopilina heterotoma, 2418 nucleotides. RefSeq names its product bromodomain and WD repeat-containing DDB_G0285837-like. Lineage: Eukaryota; Metazoa; Arthropoda; Insecta; Hymenoptera; Figitidae. The transcript has 5 exons. The record is from RefSeq and is a predicted model, not a curated record. Bases 284 to 1843 code for a protein of 519 amino acids.
ACGCCACACAGCCCGAGAGUUAUCUUUGGCAUUACUUUCUCACUAAAAACAUAGUUUUCGAUAUUGACUAAUUAAUCACAAGCUACGCCAAGUUUGACCCUGUGCUUCAUGUUCUUCGAUUAUAACUCCGUGUUUUAUAAUCUCAAAAUCUAAAUAUAAUCAAGUUUAUUUGAUCAAUUUUCACAUAUAAAUGGAAGACAUAUCUCGAUUAGAGCUUUGCUUAUCAAUAUCAAGUCGCUAUAUAUCCACGAUUUCAUCUUUACAAUCUGUGGCUUUUUAAAUCAUGGUGGAGUCCGAUCACAGUGAAACUGGACAGGAUGUGACCUCGACUAACACAACACGUCAAAAAGAUUCAAUUGAUAAAUCUGCAGAAUUAUCGAGCAAGAGACCGCGUGAAGGUUGCAUUGAAGACGAAAAAAUUGAAUUGCCAAACAAAAAGUCCCGCAGUGAAAUGGACGAACAAUCCUCAACUCCCAAGGACGAGACAAUGAUUCCCGAAGCAAAUGGAAACACUAUGAUUGUCGACGAGGACAAAAAUAGUCAGGGCAAUGGAGAGGCAAAAUUGAAAUCAUCAACGGACGAUGCUGAGAAUCCCGAUAAUGCAUCGAGCGCCGAUAUGGAAGCACAAGAAGAGUCUCAAGAGGAAAAGUCCGAUGAUGAGAAGGAUGACAAAAUGGAAACAAAUCAGGACGCACCUGAUUCUGCAUGCGAGGAUAAGGAGAAGCCCAAGGACAAGGACGAGGCAGACAAGGAUUCCGCUGUAAAGUCAGACAAAGCAGAGAGUGGCGAGAAGGGAAAAUUGGACGAAGCAGGAAAAUCGGGAGUCGAGGACAAAAAUAAACGCACCCUGGGAAAAAACACCGAGGUGGUUGAUGGUCUUGAAUUAACAGUUGAAAAUGCCAGCGACAAAGAAUCGAGCGGCGAGAGUGACAAGGAGGAGGAUCCGAAACCAAGACCAAAAACAACAAUUGUCAAGGCAAAACCAACUGAAUCUGAAUUGGAAGCAAGCGCCUCAGAUGACGAAGCCGAGAAAGGCGACUCCCAGGACGCCAAGGACGAUGAGGACGAUGACGAUGACGACGACGACGACGAUGAGGAAAAGCCCGAUGAGAAAAAAAAUAAACGCAAAGGUCGAAGAAAAUCUUUCACCAAACUAAAGGGUUCCGGCUCAGACGAGAGUUCCGACAAUGAUUCCAAUGACGACGAGGACUACAGUCCAAACAAAAAGAGGCGAACUCCCGCCAAAAAAACACCGGCCAAGACACCCGGGAAACGAGGUCGUGGACGUGGUCGCGGUCGUCCACCAACGCGAAAUAUCGUCAAAGAAAAAUCCGACGAAGACGAGGACGUCGCUCUUUCAAGCAGAUCCAGACGAACUGCUUCCAAGCGUAGCGAGAAAUUCGAUGAAUCAAAGGGCGAUUCAUCCGAAAGUGAGAAUGUAAGCAGUAGCGAGGAGGAUAGCGGAAAGGAGAAGAAGAGAAGAAAGAGAAACAAUGACCCGGAGAACGACAAGAGGAUACAAUCACUAAAGAAAUAUGUCGACCUGGCUGGAAUAAAAGUGAAAUAUCCAAAUGUUUGGGAAGGUUGCAAAACUAAUAGCGAUCGUAUCAAGUGUUUGAAGGAUCUACUAGAAAAAAAUGGCGUCCUCGGUAGACCAACAGCCGAGAAAUGCAAGAAGGCCAAGGAACAAAACGAGAGGAUAGGCGAUGCUCCGGAAUCAACUCCAAGCAAACCCGCAUCUGGUGGAGGCCGUGUGACCCGUGCAAGAAAAAGCCAGAACUCACCUGGUGCAGCAUCACGAAAUCGUGAGUCUCGUAAAAAAACCGAAAGUGACUCCGAAUGAAAGUAAAAAUAUGAUUCAAGGAGACCCUGAAUCGCUAAAGCUGAAUCGACUGAUAAAGUCAUUAAUUUCUUGAUUUCACGAAGGAUCAAGCUUCUUCUUCUUCUUCAUCUCUACUUUUGGCAAUACUUCAAUAAAAAAUUCAAAAAAAGAAGUGUUCUAAAAAAAAUUGACUAAUUUUUCUAAUUUGAUUAAUAUUUGGAAGAUUUAAAAAAAAAAGUAUUUAAUGGCUUGAUUGAAUUCGUACGUGGAACCAAGCACAAAAAGGUAUGUAACGUGCAAAGAAAUACAAUUUUAGUGUAUAUAAGUGCAAACAUGCGUAGUUUAAGGGGAGGGUCUCCUAAUUUUUUCAAAAGGUGUUAAUUCUUUCUGUCCACUUUACAAAGUGUCUCGUAUAAUUAUAUAAAAAAAUGAAAAAAAAAAUUUUAAUUUAGUCAAGUAACCAGUCACGUAUAAGUCUCUAAACGGAAUAUGUACAACUGUAUAAUUCCCUUAAUAAUUGUUGCAAAUUCAGGAGUACAUAUUAUAAGUUUAUGUCCAUAUGGUCAUUUAUUACAAAAUAAAUAAUUAUAAUGAGA